ACGCGGAAGUAGGAGUGAACACAAUACAUCAGGCCACAACCAGUUGCAGCAAAAGAUCUUUGAUCAUCCAGUUGAAAAUAGUACGUCAUUGUGUGUGAGCAUUUCCGACGUCAAACCAAGUAAAAGAGAGAGAGGUAAUCGCUUCUCGUAAGAAAGGGGACCUAGAGUAUGAGAUCAUCGCACAUAGUCUGUCUAUUACUCGGAGCAGUCAUCAAGUAUGCAUUUGUUGAGCAAGAAUACAUAUGCGGUGUAGGACCUCACAAUUACAGCAUCGACUCUCCAAACUUUACAAUCUACCAGCUAGUAGAAAGACGCGUUAAUCUAACUAUUCCAUUGGCGGGCAACGAAUCAGAGUCAUUUAGAUGGGGUUUCUACGAAGGAAAUUCUAAAUUAGAACAUCAAACAUUACAAGUGCUGCGUAAGAAAGGAAUUAUUGAAACAAUAAAAUGGAAUGCUAGUGUACUUCUACAAAACUCGAGUUACAACGGAAUUCAAAUCAAUAGCAUUCAAGUUGCAAAUAAUAAGAUUAGUCAAGGCAAGCGUGUUACAGUUAACACUGGCGACUUUCCUGCUGUUGACCUAGUAAAUGCAACCAUUUGUAACAACAGCAUUUCUGUGUGCGUCAAUAUCACUGGCACUCCGCCUCCUUCUACUACAAUACAGACUCUAGAAGACGUCAGUAUGGCAGCCAAAAUUCAAACUCAGUUUUGUUCUACAUUUGACAAACCUAACAUCAUGAACAUUCUAAUUGUCUUCAUUACUGCUUCCAAUUGCUUUGGAAGUACUACUGCAAAUGCAUCCAUCAGUUUUAUAAAUGAUAUUUCUCGUUGCAAUUUUACGACUUGUUCAUCUCUUGAAAGUUCCAUAGAUCCUCAGCAGCUUGCUAGUACAGCAAGUGCAAUUUCGUGCAUCUUUACGUCUGUCACUCAAAAUCAGUCUGUUUCUUUGAGACCUACCACUGAUUUAACAGACUACCUUACAAAUACAUCGAACAAACAAACAAGUCCCACUGCAUCACAUAAACAAACAAGUACUUCUACAUCGGACAGACAAACAAGUCCAACUCCAUCAGAUAGACCAACAAGUUCUCUUACGUCAAACAUGAAAGCAAGUUCAACUACAUCAGAUAUGCAAACAAGUCCAACUAUAGAAAAUCCACAAAAAAUAAGUCAGUCGACAACUGACCAACAGAGAGUGAGUCUAACUACAGAAUAUCGUAAGUUAGCUACUCGUCCUGUAGCAACAGGUAACAUGUAACAAUAUUAUACAUCAUACUAAUAUCACAAAAACCUUAUUCCGUGUAACACGUACUUUUAACACAGAAACGUUUCAUCCACCUCAGAAGGAUUCUGGCUCUCAAGGUUCUAAUCUUGCAGCGUACUGUUAACAAAUUCUAAAUAUUGUAUAUUAUGUAUCAAUAAGAAUUCUUGUAUACAGUAUUGCUUCAGCAUGUGUUGGUGCACUAGUUUUGAUCGUCGUGGUCGUCAUCAUUAUUGUUUGCUGCAAACGAAUAUCAGAUCGCAAAAAAACACUAAACUCAAACCUUCAAACAACUGAACACAUUUAUGCAAACAGGGUCGAUUUAUCAAAUGUCAAUUUACAAUCUGUACACGACACUGCAAACGAGGUCUACGAAAGUGCUGAAUUCGAAUUUUCCAACGCACGUGCAGCUCGCGAGAAAGGAGUGGCAGCAGAUCAUGACGAACACAACGAUGUAUACGAGACGGCAAUGCAGAACAAUACAGCUUACGGAACUACUUGAUUUAGCAUGCAUUCAGCCACGGUACAAGCGCACGCUACCUAUUGAUAAAACACUUUUGCAUGGAUGAGCGAAUGCGCUGAUUUGCUGUAAACGAAGUCAUUAAUGUUAUAAGCAAACGCUAUGGUACAAAAUCAAUGGCAGCGUGCCUAUACACGCACAAUA
Messenger RNA from Corticium candelabrum, 1924 nucleotides. RefSeq names its product serine-rich adhesin for platelets-like. Lineage: Eukaryota; Metazoa; Porifera; Homoscleromorpha; Homosclerophorida; Plakinidae. The coding region runs from base 169 to 1257 and encodes 362 amino acids. The record is from RefSeq and is a predicted model, not a curated record. The transcript is spliced from 7 exons.